This is a messenger RNA of Heterostelium album PN500, 4095 nucleotides long. Its product is annotated as 3'-5' exonuclease. The record is from RefSeq and is a predicted model, not a curated record. Gene Ontology annotation, molecular function: nucleic acid binding. Bases 1 to 4095 code for a protein of 1364 amino acids. The transcript is spliced from 6 exons. Lineage: Eukaryota; Evosea; Eumycetozoa; Acytosteliales; Acytosteliaceae.
AUGGAUAAUAAAAAGAGAGCACAAACGGAGGAAUUUUUUACAGAUUGCGCUCAACGCAAGAAGCAAAGAAUCAAAGAAUAUUGGAGUCCUUUUAAUGAGUGGAUAGCCAACAACUUUGAAUUCGUUAAAGAUGCCACAAACAACAGAUCUGAACUAAUCACUAGCGAAGAUUUUUGUAAAUUACUUUCACAACAAGAUGGCUUUCAACCAUAUUUAGAUAAACAUGUAACAAAUCAAGAAGUCGUUUUAGCUCAACACACUUUUAAAAGCUUAAACCAUAUUUUUGGAAUGGGAUCUUUCAAAUAUAUACGAGAUUCGAAAAAGAUCAAACCAUGGUACUUUCCUUUAAAAGUAGGUAUAGAUAGUGGAGACUAUCCAGAUUGUACACAGGUUGAGGCCUUUGAUGGUCCAUGUGGUAUGGAGCAAGAUAUUGGUUCACAUUUCAACCAUAUUCCAGAUUGUACACAGGUUGAAGCCUUUGAUGGUCCAUGUGGUAUGGAGCAAGAUAUUGGUUCACAUUUCAAACCAAACAGUAAAGUUCAGCUCAACAAUAUUUAUGAUAUGAAUACAACAUCGACAACAACAUCGACAACAACAUCGACAACAACAUCGACAACAACAUCGACAGCAACAUCUACAAUAACGUCGACAACAACAACGACAAUAAGCGGAAAGUCAAAUCAGAUAACAACCACUACAACUACCACCACAACCAAUUCUGAUAGAGUUCUAAAAAUGAGAGUUGAGGAAUUGGAGGAGCAACUAAAUUUUCUUAAAGGUGAACUCGAGAAGAAGAAAAUAAUACCUCCUUUUAAGCAACUGCCAUUAGGCAAGCCCAGAUAUACUCAGAAUAUGACCAAUAAAGAUGGUUUGUUAUAUCGUCUGGACUACACCGGUAUUGUAAAAUAUGAUUUGAGCAAAAUCAAUGAAACUGACCUUGACCUUAUCAUUUUGUGGGCAAACCAAAUAUUUCCUAAAGUUUCAGAUUCUCAACCGAGAAAGAUUGGAGUUAGGAAUCCUACAAACAGUAUCAGUAAAGCAGACCCAAUUUCUCAUUUUUGCCAAGGUCUGGAGUAUCCAGAAUAUAUUAAGAUGGCAUGCUUGAUUUAUGGUCCUUAUAUUUCUUCCCAAGCUGGUAUUUAUGGAUUAUAUUCUAAUGGAAAUUACUUCGCUUGCCCCAAAGAUACAACUACUAUAAACAGACUAUACAAAGGAAUCGCCAGAUGCGAUCAUUGUUCCCAAAUGUCGAAAAUAAUAUAUGACCGGUUGCAAAAGAUUAAGGCCAAUAAUGACAACAUACUGGAGAUUGACUAUGGAGGUGAUGGUGCCGAGAAUGAGAAUAACAUUGAUGAUGGUAAAGGGCCAUUACCAAAGCUGGUAGAGAGGAUGGUGGAAUUAUACCCUGAAAUCAAACAAUCAUUCUGGUAUCAUUAUAUGGAAGAGAGUUGUCUGCACAUCUUAAGUGGUCCAGGUGGUCACAAAUGGUCAUCCGAAAUCAUAGGAUUUGCAACCACUUUAAGGUUCAUUGCUGGAGAAGGUGCCAUUCAUUUUCUGCAAGGUGGAGCUGCUGAAAAGCAAAAUCGUCGUAUUGUUUACGAUAAAUCCAGAGUGGCAUUGCCAAUGCCCUCAAUAUCGACAAUUAAAAACCAUCUGCCACCAGUCAAAUACUAUUCAGAUGUGGUAAUAGAUGACUCUUUGUUGCCAGCCCUACGAAUAUUUGUAGAAAAACAUAAGCAUUAUGGUUUGGCUAUGGAUGAAAUAGAGAUAUCAGCAGGAGCUACUUAUGACCAGCACAGUUGUCAAGUGGUUGGGAUUGCCAAGGAACCAAUAACAGCUGAUAAUAUUAGUAAAUAUGAAGCAAUGUCUAAAGAUGAAAUCUAUCCUCGGUUCGCAUCAAAGAUCAUGAAAUAUAGCCUAUUAUCAAUAAUCGAAGGAGUUGCUUUUCCGCUUUGCUCAUUGCCAACCUCGAAGGUAGAUUCCAAUGAUGUUACUCAAUUUACACUCAAAAUUAUCGAAGAGUUGAAGUGUGUCAACCUCCAUGUGGUCAUGACAUCGACAGAUGGGUGUGAAAUUGGCGAUUUCUCCUUCACAAUGGAUAGCAAAGGAGUGUUCCACAUAUAUGAUUAUGUUCAUUUAACAAAAAACCUCCGCAACUAUCCAUUAAACAAAGUGCUUUACGAACCUAUUCCAUUAGAUGAAUCCACUGGCCAACCGAAGGAAUUUGCAGACGAAGAAAAGAAACUGAAUAGUCAUGGCUUUAGUUUAAAGGGUCUGCAUAUUCUAUUUGAGACAGAUUCUUUACCAGGUAUCAGUGACAUAUUGACUUUUGAAGUUACCGAUUAUUUGAAGGAGCAAGCUAACCACCCAGAGCUUGUUCGACUUUCCAGGUACCUAUCAGCCAUCAGAGAAUUUUACGAAAUAUUCGAUAGCCACGAGGAUGCAAAUCAACAACCAAUCCCUCUAUCCGAUAGAAUUCAAGAGUUAAAGAGGUUACAAACCUAUUUUAAAUCAAUUAAUGGUUUGCCACCUCAGUUUCACAAUCAUAUGGAGGCUACCAUCAAUGGACUGUCAAGUCUGGACCAAUGGUACAAAAAUACAUAUCCAAAUCUUCCACCAAUCACAAAGAUCUGCCACUUGGGUACCAAUUGUGUUGAAUGGUUCUUUUCUACAGUUCGGAGAAAGAUAUUUAAACCAAACUUCAUGAGUUUUUACCAGUACCAAAUGGCUGCCCUCCUUGAAAUGGUCAAGAAGCAUAACGACGAAUCGAUUUACAAGCCACAUCGGAAGACUUUUAAUGUAACUAGAAACUACAACUCAAACCAAGAUUUACAAUUCACAAAUUCCAUUUUGGAAUCUCUCCGCCCAAAUGAAACCAGAGGAGCAACCACCAAGAAAGAUACUGCAUCCCAAAGCAAACCAUCGGACCAAAUGAUAGAACGCCUCAAAGCCUUCUGUAGGAACUAUCCAUGCAUUAAGAGAAGAUUAACUUUCAGGCAAUCAACAUGCAGUAUCAAUCCAACCAUGACCAAAACUACAAGGGGCCAUCCAUGUCCAGAGAUCCUGUGUCCAAAGGUUUACAUUUAUACCAAACGCUUUAUUUCCCAUUUGAUGGAUGAUCAUAGAUACACUAAAGAGAGAGCCCAGGCCUGUCUCAAUGAUACCCCUGUGGAGGUGGAUAUAGAAGAAAUCAGUGGCGUAGAUGAAGACUUUCAUUUUGACUUUGAUCUGCUUCUUUCUUCAAGUAACUUUAUCCAAUUCCAAGCUUCAACCAGCCUACCGGUGUAUCCAGACGAAGUCGCCACAAAUCUAGAAAUCUUGAACCAGUACCAAUUAAUAGUACCAUCUGAUAGUAUUUUCGUUGCCCUGGAUUUAGAGGCCGCUGGAGAUGCUAUAUGCGAGAUAGCUGCCAUUGAUAUGACUACUUCCAAAUGUUUCACCUCUAUGGUCAACCCAGGACCUGGUGCCCCUUUCACAUAUUGUCCAGUCAGCAGUCAAGAAGUAACCCAACUUCCACACCACUGGAAUAGAGUUGGUCAAGCCUUUUACUCAUGGCUUGAAUCAUUACGUGAUAAUGAAUCACAAAUCAUAUAUCUGGUUGGACACAAUAUUAAAGGAUAUGAUUUAAAUAAGCUACAAAAAGAUUCAAUUAAACAUGCAAUCGGUACACCAACAAAUGUUAGAAUCAUCGAUACUCUUGACAACUUAGACUGGGCAAAGAAACACUACAGGUUUGAUAGUAAAAAGCUUCUGUCAUUAGCUGCCAUCUACAGCAUCUCGAAUCCUCACCCACAUAGAGCUCUAUUCGAUGUCAUUACAACUAUCAAAGUUAUCGAAAAACUUUACAAUGACCCAAUAAAUCCAAUCAGCGAAAUCAAACCAAAACCAAGUAUGUGGUCAUAUUUAUUAUUAACCCACGACAGUAUGAAAAAGGAUCAGAGAAACAAAAGAUUGGAUGACAGCGAUAGACCACAACCUCCAACAUCAUCUAAGACUACCAAUCCAUAUCAUUGUUCAUGUGGCGAACUAUUAAAAGGACACAAAGUCAAAGGACAAUGCCCAAAAAAAAUGAUGGAUGAUGGUUUUUUGGGUGAUUAA